Molecule: messenger RNA, 2350 nt
Organism: Vitis vinifera (wine grape)
Lineage: Eukaryota; Viridiplantae; Streptophyta; Magnoliopsida; Vitales; Vitaceae
Product: protein ACCELERATED CELL DEATH 6
Exons: 4
Coding region: 122-2161 (679 amino acids)
Cellular component (GO): plasma membrane
Molecular function (GO): protein phosphatase regulator activity; protein phosphatase 1 binding
Source: RefSeq, a predicted model, not a curated record
GAAUAAAAUUUUAGAUCAUCUCCGGAAGACUUUUGUUAUUUUUUAACUUCUAUACUCCUUGCAGUUGUAGAAAACACAUCUUCUUUGGAUUAUCAUCUGGUAUCAUAGUCAAGUUGAUCAGAUGGUUAUCUCAAUCCAACCUACCAUCCCAUUUUUUGAAGGAAAGGGAUAUGAUACUUGGAGCAUAAAGAUGAGGACUCUUUUUAUCUCCGAAGAUCUGUGGGAGCUUGUGGAUAAGGGUUAUGUAGAAGAGGAAAUUCCAAGAGAUGCUAUGAGAGAUGUACGAAAGAAUGAUGCCAAGGCAUUGUUUUUUAUUCAACAAGCAAUCACAGAGAGUAUUUUUCCUCAAAUUUCAAAGGCAACGAAGUCUAAGGAAGCAUGGGACACUUUGCAAACAAAAUAUCAAAGCACAAGCCUGGUUGCAGCUCAAGAUGGAGAUGGCAGCCAAACUGACAUCCCAGUCAUGGAUGACUCUGUGUAUGAGGCAGCAGCGAAGGGCGACAUUGACGUUCUGAAGAAAAUUCCAGAGUCCGAAUUUCAUGCCCAAUUAAGCCCAAAGCAUAACACAAUACUCCAUAUUGCAAGUGAAUUCGGUAAAAUAGAGUGUGUGAAUUGGAUCCUUGAUUUGCCUUCAUCUUCAUCUCUACUGCAACGCCCUAAUUUGAAUGAGGACACUCCCCUUCACCUUGCAGCAAGGCAAGGGCAUUUGGAGGUCGUGGAAGCUCUUAUAAAUGCUGCAAGAGAACCUACCCUAGAUAUUGAAACUGGGCCUGGACCACAUAAGGUUAUGCUGAGGAUGAAAAAUAAGGGGAAAGACACAGCCUUGCAUGAGGCAGUGCGAUAUAGGAAUUAUGGGGUGGUGAUGUUAUUGAUUGAGGAAGACCCCGAUUUUACCUAUGGUGCUAAUGAUUCAGGUAUCACUCCUCUUUACAUGGCUGUGGAGGGAGGAUUUACAGCCGCGGUGAAACUAAUCAUUGAGAAAAGUAGUACUUCGCCUUCUUACAAUGGCUUAAUGGGUAGAACUGCCUUGCACGCUGCUGUAAUAUGCAAUGACAUAGAAAUGACAAAGACAAUACUGGAAUGGAAGCCAGAUCUCACCAAAGAAGUAGAUAAGAAUGGAUGGUCUCCACUUCACUAUGCUGCAGAGAGAGGUUGUGAUCCAGAAAUAGUGAGGCUAUUGCUAGAAAAAUCAGAAAAGAGUGUAGCCUACCUUAGGAGCAAAGAUGGGAAGAAGACUGCCCUUCAUAUUGCAUCUUUCCACCAUCAUACAAAAAUAGUAGAGAAGAUCCUAUCUCACUCUCCUGGUUGUCGGGAGCAGGUUGAUGAUAAGGGCAAUAAUAUUUUUCACUUUGCCAUGAUGAAAGAGGGAGACGAUGAUUUUAACCCUAGUAGUUACUUCUUCAAUUAUUGGUUAAGGUCGAGAGGACUUGUAAAUGAGAAAAAUGCUCAAGGAAACACACCCAUCCACCUGCUCUCUCUUAAUCAAAUUUUAGAUUUUCGGUUUGUAUGGAAUUAUAAAGUGGAUAAGAAGGCGUACAACAAUGAAGACUUGACAGCUUAUGACAUAAUUUUGAGGGACAAAGAGGACAUUUCCGAGGAAAAGGAUCGCAUCCAAUCUUGGUUGGAGGCUGUUACGACUGGACGUAUUUCUUCGUUUUGGGAGAAGGAAACUAAGAGACAGGAGAUAGAGCAAGAAAGGAAAGAAUACAUCUCUCAAUUACAAAAACAAGGGGAAACCCAUUUGAUAGUUUCUGCGCUUAUAACAACAGUAACUUUUGCUGCGGGUUUCACCUUGCCCGGUGGUUACAAAGAGGAUGAUGGCCAGGCAAUUUUAUCAAAGAAAGCAGCCUUUAGAGCAUUUGUUGUGACGGAUACCAUAGCCAUGGUAUCUUCACUAUGCGCCGUAUUUCUUCACUUUUUGAUGACCCUGCACAAACGUGGGAAGUUCCUUGAAAAACAUUUACUUUGGGCCUUUAGUUUGACCAUGGUUGGGAUGGGAGCAAUGGCCAUCGCUUUCGCAACCGGCUUGUACGCUGUUUUACCGCAUUCCUCGGGCCUUUCAGUUCUCACUUGCAUCCUCUGCUCUUGCUUUUUCCUCUCCAUUGCAGUUGAAUAUUGUAAAUUUUGGAGAGGUACGAUUUCGGAAUGGAUGUUUGGAUGAGCUAUUUUCUGAGAGGAGAGAGAGAACCGGGUCUGAGCUAACUGAUAUCCGAAGCAAGGAAAGCUGAAAGUAGGGAAUCAAAAUGUACUCAUUUGAAUGGGAAUUAUAUUUUAAAUCUGGGUGGAGUAUUGAACUCAUUUGUCAAUGGAUACAAUUGUGAAUACGAAUAAUGUUAGUAUUGGAAUUCAA